ACACUCAAGCGGUGCAGAGUAUUAUGUAUUGGCAUCCUGCAGCGCGGUUUCAGGAUCCAAGGUCUGGUUAUGGCAGAAGGAGCUGGGAAAGGGAUGAAUUGGCGGUUACGUAGUUGUCCAACCUGGGGCAGCUUUGCUAACCGACGGCGAAGUUUGAGAGACGGAGCAUGCAACAGCCAUGAGAGGCAGACGUGGUCUGGCUGUUCGCUUGCUUGCCUGUCAUCGUCGCACAGGGUCGAUGCAUUGGGUGUUGGAGGAUAAGACUCGAGACCGGCAUUGUCGUGUAGAGGUAUGCAUGCUCGGCUUCGGACUUCCUGCGCAAUUGAUUUUCAAGGAGGAUAGCCGAAUGAACUUAUUGAACGCGGUUUGUAUACGUGCAGAAGUGGUGCUGGGGUUCCGAAGUUCUCUUGCGUUUGGAUAUGAUCUCGCGCUGGACGCGUGCAACGCAAGUUAUCCGUCUCUCUACCUCUCACGGGGUUAUGUCUCCCACCGAACAAUACAAACAUCAAGCCAUCCCUUCAACUCCAAAAUGCUUCGUUUUUCCCCUCUGCGAAGUUAUUCUGCAAUUCCCAAUCUGGCAAACCGACCCCCCUCAUAUACUCAAAUUACCUCGAGCCCUACCACCCAAUCAUCCCCCCUCAACCUCAAACAACCGCAAUAAACAUAAACAUCAACUUCCAUGACUUCAAUCAACAAUUCCUCGCACAUCUCGGUCAAACUGCUGCAAAUUCUAACAAUAGCGUUGCGAGGUUCCCAGAAGUAAUUGUAGAGACUGCAUACCCCGCAGAUCAUUGGGAGUUUGGAGUUAGUAAGACAAUUUGGCGCACGAGGAGGAGAGUGAAGGAGAUUGUCAACACGAGGGUUCCAGCUCGAGGAGCGACUAUUUGUCCAGAGGAACCUAUCAGAUGCCUAGAAAACAGCUACGGUAUUUAUUCUUCUCUGGCUUUUGGGGCUCCGCGACGAGAGCAGGAUAGCAGAGCCGGCAAGGUGAAUUGAGUAGAGUAGAGUAGAUCAUGAGCG
Westerdykella ornata is the source of this 1020-nucleotide messenger RNA. RefSeq lists its product as uncharacterized. The record is from RefSeq and is a predicted model, not a curated record. The coding region runs from base 179 to 661 and encodes 160 amino acids. The transcript has a single exon. Lineage: Eukaryota; Fungi; Ascomycota; Dothideomycetes; Pleosporales; Sporormiaceae.